CGUCGUUGUAUACGAGUUCAUGACAAGAGAUCGAUUCGUAGAGAAAGUAGACGUCUCACCUCAAAUCACACCACAUCAUAUCAGUAUAUCACCCUUCGCUAGUUAAUGCUAGGCCUGGGAUUCCUAGCAGGCAGCAGACCUUCUCGGAAGAUAAUUACAAGGAGAGGGAAUUCUAUUUUGACCAAAGUCAGCGAGCUCAUUGACCCGUCUACUGGUGAUUGGGAUGCAGAUUUGAUUGAUGCUAUCUUCUGGCCUAUUGAUGCACAACGAAUCAAGCAAAUUCCUAUUGCUAGAGCGAGUGUCGAAGAUUUUGUGGCUUGACACUAUAAUAAAUCAGGAGUUUUUUCGGUGCGAUCAGCAUACCAUGUGGAAUGGGAUAAUCAACAUGGUGAGAAAUUGAGACGCACUAAUGGGAUGGCAGGAACCCAAGUACACCCAGUUUGGAAGAAGCUAUGGAAUUUAAAAGUCCCUGCAAAGUGUGUUACUUGUCCUGCGCAAGUGGAGGAUCUCCGCCAUGUUCUUUUCACUUGUUCCAGAGCAAAGGCCGUUUGGAGUGCAUUGGGAGCUGGCGAGCUCAUUGCUCAAAGUCUGGCAUUAGAUCGUGCGGGUUCGGCCGUUCUAGAAGAUCUCCUUGCUGGUGAUCAUGCUUCGAAAAUAUAUAUGACACCGGUGACCUUUGGAGAGCUCUGUGCUGUUGCUUGCUGGUACAUCUGGUGGGAAAGGCGGCAAUUGAUGCACGGAGAGCCGAUUCCGCCACCUGAUACAACUGCUUUUUCGAUCCAAGCUUUGGUGAUGAACUAUGUUCGUUCCUAUUCGAAACAAAGUGGUAUACAACGCCUUGGUUGGCAAAAGCCUCCAGAAGGUAUGCAAAAGCUCAAUGUUGAUGCUUCUUUCAUCGAGGACAAGGAAGAAGGUGCUACGGGUGCUGUUAUCAGGGACGCUUCAGGCCUGUUUGUGCGUGCGUCGAAUAGCUGUAUUCCCAUUGUCUAUGAUGCCACGAUGGCUGAAGCAAUGGCUCUCUGGAAUGGGAUUCAGUUUGCUAAAAGCCUUGGUUGUUCCAAUCUACUGAUCAGCUCGGACAGCUUGGAGGUAGUUCAGGAGAUGAAUAGCGAUAGCUGGCCCUCUCCAGCUGCAGCGAUAUAUAUUGAUUGCGUUGAAGCUUUGAAAGAGUUCGGAAAGGUGAUCACAGAGCAUUGUCCAGGAGAGGCAAACCAAGUUGCGCAUGAGCUAGCUAGGAUAGCUAGGGAUGAUCCACCAAAUGUUUGGUUGGACAAUCCUCCUAAUUUUCUUAUUCCUCUCCUCGUCGACAAUGUUACUCUUAUUUGAGUUUUAAUAAA
Messenger RNA from Brachypodium distachyon (stiff brome), 1337 nucleotides. RefSeq lists its product as uncharacterized. The record is from RefSeq and is a predicted model, not a curated record. The transcript is spliced from 2 exons. The coding region runs from base 415 to 1326 and encodes 303 amino acids. Gene Ontology annotation, molecular function: RNA-DNA hybrid ribonuclease activity; nucleic acid binding. Lineage: Eukaryota; Viridiplantae; Streptophyta; Magnoliopsida; Poales; Poaceae.